Trichoderma virens Gv29-8 is the source of this 2085-nucleotide messenger RNA. RefSeq lists its product as uncharacterized. The transcript has 6 exons. NCBI's taxonomy places the organism in Eukaryota, Fungi, Ascomycota, Sordariomycetes, Hypocreales, Hypocreaceae. The coding region runs from base 1 to 2085 and encodes 694 amino acids. The record is from RefSeq and is a predicted model, not a curated record.
AUGGACAUAUACCGCCUUCUCAACUUCCAAAGUCCCUCGCCAGGUCGUACUAAUACAGCCACCACAGCUACUGCCGCCAACGACCCAACAGACGAUGAUUACACUGGGGCUACAAUACCACAACUGCCGCCUUCGCCACUCUUUGACACAUACAAUAACCUCUUUGCCUUCCUCCGCAACUUCCAUCUUUCCAAUGGUGCCGCAAUAGUGAAAGGAUCCAGCUCCUCAAGACGGGAUAUCGGGGGCAGUAUGCAACCAAGCUACAUCGUCUUCAAAUACGACCGCAGCCCGCGACGGACGUCGCAAAGCUCCGGUCUCAGGAAGCCGUCAUUACAGAAGCUUAAUUAUCCCGUCAGCCAGCAUAACCACGGACAGUCCCUUAAUCCAUCAGCGCAUAAUAUCUAUCGCCGCCGCACAGUUACUCAGCAACAAAAAGAGCGAGAGCUAGCCAGCGAGAAUGGUAUUAGGGCCCGCGAGAUAACUAGCAUUAUUAGAAAAUCCGACAACUUAGGCUAUCAUUAUUUUCGCACAAGAGAUAUCUACAAUAAUCGCCAAACCAUCAAACGCAAGCGACUUAACGGCCUUACAGCUACUCAAGCCCUCGUCAAGGAGCUUAAGAGCGGAGGUAUAAGAGUCAGAACCUUGCGCGACGCACUUGACCGCGUCUGCGCCGUCUUUUGGACUUAUGACUGGUGCCGCACGAUGUGGAAGAAGUUUUCAGAGGUGCUUGAUCAGAAGUCCCUGGCCAACUUCGCCUUCGGCCUUAUAAACGGCGAAAAGGAGCACCACUUUCAGUGGCUAUGUGACCGACUUGACGAGCUUCGCAUAGACAUUGGGGCAGACACGCCAGAGAUCAUCAUCACAGACAAGGAACAGGCUCUCCGCGCAGUCCUCACGAAGACCUUUCCAGAUGCCCAGCAGCAACUAUGCGUAUAUCACAUUUUGGCCAACGUCCGAGCUAAAAUUAACGCCCGCUGGAAGGACACUGGCGGCGAGAUUACGACGCCAUUAAAUGCCGACCAGCUCCAACCAGAGCUAGAUCUUGAUCUCGCCGCCCGGGGCCGUGUACAAGACGAGGCAGAGGACGGGCACGCGACUCCCUCUGAUGACUACAACCGUGAGGGCAAGUUCACAGCCUUCCAAGCCGUGGUCUAUGCCGCUGAUCACCAUACGUUCAAGGGACUCGGGCAGCAAGGGCACAUCCUGCGAUAUAUCCAAAAGGAAUAUAUGCCGUGGCGCAAGCAGUGGGUGAAGUGUUACAUUGACCGCUAUCGGAACCUCGGUCAAAGGGUCAAUAGCCCUACCGAGACCGCCCAUGCAGACGCCAAGUCUCACCUGGUGACAGGCACGGGAGACCUCCUUUACCUCCACCAAGCCCUUGUCACGAUAAUUGAUAACAAGUCUCGAUCCUAUCUUCAAGAGGCUGCGAGACAGAUUCAGCGUCAGCGUGAUCAAUACCUCAGGCAGGAAUGGCUUGGCAAGCUCAACCUGCAGAUCACAUAUCCGGCCAUUGACCUUAUUGCCAAGCAGCAUCGCUUUGCCCUCGCCGCCCUGCCUGAUCAGCGCGAGCCCAAACCGCUACACCAUUGCACGGGCAACUUCGAGCACCAAUACGGCCUGCCUUGCAGCCACCCUCCAAAAGCCAACACUGACGAUAAGCUACUUGAUAUUCGCGACCCGGCUGUUGUCAUCAACGCACGAGGCAGGCCGCGCCUGAAGGCCGACAAGAAGCUCAAGGUCCCGCGAUACCUCAAGAUCGCGGAUUACACCUCCAAGCCGGGAAGUGAUGCCGACGAUACGGAUGACGAUGAUGCAGAAGCUGAGCCUGCACAGCGAAGUCGAGGCAGGUUUUCUGCCAGGGGCUGUGGCAUGAACCAACGGCCAAGUGAAAAUGCCAGCCGAGGAACGCGCCGAACGAACGCAAGUCUUCGCCGUGACCGCUCUCAAUUCGAGCUUGACGAACUAGAGUCACUUGCGUCGCAAUCGUCGCAAGGCAACAAGCAUCGACGAGUCUGUGGCGGGAAGGCAGGACGAAGUCGCAGUGUGUCCAAUAGUGUAAUAUUACCAUGUAUAAUUAGAUUUUAG